CUUGAAAACAUGGACGUCGUAGCCUCCAGCAAUAUCCCUACCACGGCUGAGGAAUGGAAUGCCAAGUACAAUGCUGCUACGACAUGUGUGCACUUUGACUGGUAUCUCGGCUACGACGAGUUGCAAAUGUUGCUUCAAGACGUGUUGGAUCGAUAUGACUCGAGCUGCGAGAUCUUCAUUCCAGGAUGUGGCCUGUCUGAGUUGGCGUUCCAACUGUACGACGUCGGGUACGAGAACAUCACGAACGCUGACAUUUCAACGGUGGCAGUCCACCGCAUGUCGACAGUGCAACACCAACGGCAGGCGACGCACAUGCAGUGCGUAGCCUUGGAUUCUACCCAAAUGCCUGAUGUCCCCAACCAUUGCUUCGACGUGAUCCUUGACAAAGGACUACUGGAUACGCUCCUGUGCAGCCCCAACAACGUCGAAGACGUUCUUGCUCUUUUGCAUGAACUGCAUCGCGUGCUCAAAGUGAAUGGAACACUCGUAGUGGUUUCCCACGGCCCCCCCGACACACGAUUGAUGUAUCUCACUCGAGAGACCUUCGAGUGGACGGUCGAUACAAUCACACCCAUUGAGCGGAUUUGCUCGACGAUAGAAUUGCCAAAGGCAGGGACUCGGCGGUACUACAUGUACACUUGCCACCGCCGGCCAUUGUAGUGGCGGAAUUCAUUCAUAGUGUUUAUGCUCCAAGAAUUUACAGUCUGAUUAUACAGUCUUACCGGUGGGGAUGC
Aphanomyces astaci is the source of this 734-nucleotide messenger RNA. RefSeq lists its product as hypothetical. Bases 10 to 660 code for a protein of 216 amino acids. Lineage: Eukaryota; Oomycota; Saprolegniomycetes; Saprolegniales; Verrucalvaceae. The transcript is spliced from 7 exons. The record is from RefSeq and is a predicted model, not a curated record.